AUGGCGACGACGAUUUACAAUAGCAAUAGUGAUGGCGACGGCGACGGCGAUAGUGAACUACAGUGGCAGCGCCGAAGCCCCAAUGCUGCCAGGAGAAACGCCUACAACGAGUGGAACUACAGUAAGCUGCGGAUAUGGCAGCUUACCGAGUAUGACAAGAUCAUCUUCGUAGACUCUGAUUUGGUCACACUCAGGAACAUCGAUGAAUUUUUCCAGUACCCCCAGUUAUCGGCCGUAGGAAACGACCAGGUUCUCUUCAAUUCUGGGAUCAUUUUGAUUGAGCCGUCGAAGUGUACGUUUAGGAAGCUGAUGGAUAGGAAGCAAAAGUUGACGUGGUGGAACCGAUGGCCGUCGACUCUGAAUUAUCUAAAAGUUUUCGAAGAGACCAAAAGUAGUGAAAGAGAGAAGCUGCCGGAGUCUCUGUACACGAUUCAUUAUUUGGGGUUGAAGCCAUGGAUGUGUUACAGGGACUACGACUGUAACUGGGAUAUGGGGAAACGUCAUAUAUUUGCGAGUGACUCGGCUCACAGAAAGUGGUGGCAAGUGUUCGACGCAAUGCCGAAGACAUUGCGACCUUACUACAGCCUCACUAAGAAAAUGGAUGCAAGGAUAAACAAGUGGAGAGAACGGGCGAAGAAUGCCAGUUUGCCCGACAGGCACUGGAAGAUCAAGGUUAAGGAUCUCAGGCAACACCAUUGA
Messenger RNA from Nelumbo nucifera (sacred lotus), 699 nucleotides. Lineage: Eukaryota; Viridiplantae; Streptophyta; Magnoliopsida; Proteales; Nelumbonaceae. The record is from RefSeq and is a predicted model, not a curated record.